Caenorhabditis angaria is the source of this 9032-nucleotide messenger RNA. Lineage: Eukaryota; Metazoa; Nematoda; Chromadorea; Rhabditida; Rhabditidae. The record is from the annotation of a GenBank genome assembly.
AUGUCGGGACCACCAGUCCCAAAACCACGCACCAAAUUCGAUCCAAAAAUCGCGGAAGAACCGGAAGCGGAAGCGGAAAACGCGGAAAAUCAAAAAGUCGAGCAGGAGCUCAAAAAAACCCCGCCAAAAUUGCCGCCACGUCCUCCUGCACCCGCAAAACCGCCACGUCAGCAAGCCGCACCGCACAGACUUAGCGAUCUGAUUCCGCAUCAGACGUCACCGCCUCCCAGACAAGCUCCGCCCCCUCCACCUCCUUCUGCACGGCCUGUUGUACCGCCUGAAGUUGGAUGGCUGCCAGAAGUUUUGGAGGAAGCGAAAAAAGUGGACGAGAUUAUGAGGUAAGGGGUUUUUUGGGGGGCAGUGUGAAUUUUGACGUCAAAAGAUCCACGUGGAUUUUUUUUGCAAUUUUUUGACACCAAAUAUACCUAGGGUUACUGUAGAAAAACUACAGUAAUCCUAGAUUUUCUGGGAUCAAAAAAGUUAGUGUUUUUUGACACCAAAUAUGCCUAGGGUUACUGUAGACAAACUACAGUAAUCCUAGAAUUUCUGAGGUCAAAACAUUUCCUGUUUUUUGACAUCAAAUAAACUUAAGGUUACUGUAGAUUUUGACGUCAAAAACUACAGUAACCCUGGAUUUUUUAGUGCUGGAAAAUAAGCGGUUUUUUGAAAAAGCUCAACAUUUUGGCUCUAAAGAUCCACGUGGAUUUUUGGCUCCAAAACCUACAGUAACCCUAGGCAUGUUUGGUCUCAAAAUGCUCGGAAUCCCACGCCAAAACCUACAGUACCACAAUAUUUUUCCAGUCGCCCGCUUCCCGCCACUCCCAUCGAAGUGCUAACCAUCGAAAAUCCGAUGUACCUGUCACUCGAAAAAUACCGUACUCUAUCGGGUCUCACACCGACUUCUGAUGAAGUCGAACAAUUGAGAGAGUGGCUGAGCGAAGAAGAUCUAGAGAAGUCAGAGGAAGAGAAGCCGAGUUCUUCUAACUCAAAUUCGAAUUCUCUGGCAAGUCCGAUUCCAGUUGAAGUCAGACAUCCGGAAGUUCAGGAUAAUCCAUAUACACCGUGUCCAAGAAGGUAUGUUCCUUUAAAUUUUGAGGGGGAAUGGUACUUUGGAGGGUGACUGUGAAUUUUCUGGGGAUUUUAAAGGAACAUACCGUAUACAUAUUUUAUUAUCCAGAAUUUUUCAACACAAAAUUUUACAAUUCUAGAUUGAUAUGAGCAAUGCAGUUGUCUAGUUUGAAAGAUUUGGGUUUUUAAAGGAACAUACCGUAUCAUUAUUAUCCUGAUUUUGUUGAAUUUAGAGCUACGAAUUCUCGAUUUUUUAAUUUAGCUUAAUUUUAUGGAUAAAAAUAAGAAAUCGUCAUUUGGGAGUUACUCUAAAUUCUAGAUUUUUUAAUUUAGCUUAAUUUUAUGGAUAAAAAUAAGAAAUCGUCAUUUGGGAGUUACUCUAAAUUCUCGAUUUUUUAAUUUAGCUUAAUUUUAUGGAUAAAAAUAAGAAAUCGUCAUUUGGGAGUUACUCUAAAUUCUAGAUUUUUUAAUUUAGCUUAAUUUUAUGGAUAAAAAUAAGAAAUCGUCAUUUGGAAGUUACUCUAAAUUCUCGAUUUUUUAAUUUAGCUUAAUUUUAUGGAUAAAAAUAAGAAAUCGUCAUUUGGGAGUUACUCUAAAUUCUCGAUUUUUUAAUUUAGCUUAAUUUUAUGGAUAAAAAUAAGAAAUCGUCAUUUGGAAGUUACUCUAAAUUCUCGAUUUUUUAAUUUAGCUCAAUUUUAUGGAUAAAAAUAAGAAAUCGUCAUUUGGGAGUUACUCUAAAUUCUCGAUUUUUUAAUUUAGCUCAAUUUUAUGGAUAAAAAUAAGAAAUCGUCAUUUGGGAGUCACCCCAGAAUAUCCCAAGCCCAAAUGCCCAUUUUUCAUUUUAGAAACGAGUUCCCAACCUCCUCAACAACUUCAAUUUCGUCAAAAACCUCUCGAAAAUCCCAAAAUAUCUAUGUGUCUCACAACGAAUUAUUUUCGCCCGAAAAACCCGUCGUCGAAAGUUGCAACUCCUCAAUUUCCUGUGAUUUUUCACCGGAUUUCGAUCCCGAGCCACAAAAUUUGCAAAUUUCACAUCCUUAUGUGAAUAUUGGUGAGUUUUCGCGCCAAAAACCCUCAUCUUCCCAAAAAAAUGAAUUUUUCAGCAGAUUCUGACGAAAAAUCGGGUGAAAAUGUGUCGUUUGUUGGAUUUGUGACGUUUUUGAGCAGUGUGAGUUGGAUUUUCAUUUUGAAGCUCCAAAAAAUGCCACGUGGCAAACAAUUUUCAGAGAAAAAAAAAUGAUUUUUUUGCAGUUCCGAAAAGAAAAACGUGUGCACUGCCGCCUCCGAAAUCUCCAAAUCAGUUUUCACGAAGACGAAGAGACUAGCGAUUUUUAUUUGGGACCAUUUGAUAUCAAGGAUAUCUAUACUUUCAGAAUUUUGAGGAAAAAAGCUGAAAAUGGUCAUUUUAUGGAUAUUGGUGAGUGAAAAUUGAAGAAUUUUCGAAGUUUUCAAGGCGAAAAACAUAUAUUCAUAGUUUUUCGGGGUUUGGAGAAGAAUUUUCUAGGUUUUUCUUCUUGCCAUCUUUAUUCUCAAGAAUUUGCCAACUUUUGCAGCAAAGAUUGUGAAAUUUGGUUAAGUAUGAACGAUUUCAGCAUUUUUUGUGAAAAAACGAAAAAUGUUUUUGAGGUUGCAAAAAAAUUCACAAACAUCGUGUUGUCUGGCGUCUCUCUUACGUAUUUCUAUCUCUCAUUUUCUCACCUUCUCUUCUCGUCUCUUCUACACACAACACUCUCUCUCGUUUUUUCUUUUUUUUCGGGAAAUCUGGAAAUUUCACGAUUUUGCACAAAGAACAUCAUAUAUGAGAAGACAGAGAAUGACAAGGAGAAGGCAGAAAAUUAAGAAUAAGAUUUUAAAAUUUAACAAAAAAAAACUUAUCCCAAAAUUUCAGCUCAAAAAACCUAAAUUUACACAUUUCCAGCCUAAAACCUACCCAGAAACCUAGAAAUUCAAGCUCAAAAUUUUCCAGCCUCAACAUCUUCACCAUCUUCAUCUUCUACCCACCAAAUCGACACCAUCCAAAUCUUACACCUCGAAAAAAAGCUACAAUUCACACCCGAAGACCCCGCCGCCCUCUGGAUGCUCCUAAUUUCCGAAGCCUGGUGCCCACCAAAAUUCCCCAAACCACCAGGAGAUUCUUCAAUCUUCGGGAGACUUUGGAUACGACAAGGAACUGCUGGUGAAUGGGCGCCCGCUAUUGCCGGAGUCUUUGGGCGAACCCUUGUUUAUAGCCUGGAGAGGAAGCGGCUUUCGGGACCACUUAGCACAACUCCUGUGGAAUCAGUUGAAGUGGAUUUGAGAAAAGUGACGACGAUUCAGGAGAAAUUGGAUAAGUCGCUGAGAUUCUCGAGUCCUGAUUCAAGCUCAGCGAAAUCGAAGAGAGGAGCUUUUAGUUUGAAUAUUGUUGGGAAGGAUGAAUCACUUUUUAGGUGAGGAACAUUUUGGGAAUUUCAGCCUGAAACUCGGCUGAAAAUUCUAGAUUUUGAACUGAAAACUCAAGAUUUACAUGUAUAUUUCAGGCUGGAAAUUUGGAUUUCUAGGCUAAACUUAACCUGAGAAAAACAAGAUUUUGAGCUGAAAAUUUGAGCAUUUUAGGCUGAUUUAAAGCUGAAAAUUCGGUGAUUUCCAGGUGAAUUUUGAGCCGAAAAUUAGAGAUUGAAAAAUUUAGAAAAAUUCAUGAAAGUUUCAAAAUUUCAGACGAAAACCAAUUUUCGGCUGAAAUUUUCGAGUUCAGAAAAUUCAGUUUUAAAAAAAUUCUGAGAAAUUUCAGAUUUGUGCGCUAAAAAAUCCACGUGGAAUAUUCAAACUCUCAAAAAUUUAAAAAAAAUUUGACCAAAAUCAAAAAAAAAAUUGAUAAAACAAGUUUUCCCAAUUUUUAGGUCCUAUUUCCUAGAAGCUAAAGACGAUAAUUCCACUCAAGCAUUCUACGAAAACAUCUUUCAAACAAUCCAUCAAAGAUCAAAUCACGAAACACUCGAAGAAUAUCGGCUAACUUCAGAUGAUAUUCCUGUUUUGGUUGAUAAAUGUUUGAGAUUUGUUGAUGCAUUUGGUAUCAAAUCCGAAGGAAUUUAUCGAAGAAAUGGAAAAGUAUCGGAAGCCAAGAUAAUUCUCAAUAAAUUAUUGGAUGAUCCAGUUGGAACGCAUAUUAAAAAUGAGAAUAAUGAGACGGUUUAUGCGGUUGCUGAUGUUUUGAGACAGUUUUUUAGAAGAUUGGCUGAUCCGUUGGUGAGAUUUGAGGUGCAGAAGGAGUUGUUUGAGAUGGGUGAGUUUUUUGGGGCAACAAUUAUGGAAAUUUACCUAGCUGGGCUAAAAAUCGCUGAAAAUCUUGAUCUCCUGCUUCCAGAGCCAGAAACAAUGUAAAAUAAGCUCUGAAACUUCAAAAAUCCAGAUUUUGAGCUCCCAGAGCUGAAAAUGAGCAAAUUUUGACUCUGAAACCUCUGAAUUCUUCAUUUUAGGAUUCCAGGGCCGAAAAAUAUGUGAAAUAACCUCUGAAAUUUCAAAUAUCUUGAAAAUUGAAGUAUUUAUGCUCCGGAAGCUGGAAAUGCUCAAAAUCAGCGCUAAGACCUGGAAAAGCUUAAAAUUUCACUCUGCAACCUCAAAAUUGUUCAUUUUAGGCUUCCAGAGCUGAAAAUAACCGAAAAUUAGCUUCCGAACCUGAAAAUUCUCGAAAUUUCACUCUGACUCCUCAAAAAUUCUGAUUUCACUUCCAGAGCUGAAAAGUGCUCAAAAUCUGCACUCGCACUAGAUCUUGUAGGUACUAAAAUCCGAAAAUAGCUAUAUGUUUGCACAACUCGCUUAGCCUAGUGGUUAACACACGUGUCUGUCGAAAAUUCGACGAGGGUUCGAUUCCUCGCCGUGGCCUAUGAUUAGUAAGCAUUAAUUCUGGAUUCAGGCGAUCAAUUUAUGAUUGCCAAUGACUUUGAAGGCUUAGGCUUGUCUGAGGCCACUUUUUGAGGAAAAUUUGAUGGAAAUGGAAAUUUAAAGCUCAGGAUCAUGUUUUUAAGCAAAUUUGAGUUCAGAAGCUUGAAAAUUAAGGUUUUUGAGACUUGGAGCAUUUUUUCUGAUGAUUUUUAACCUAGAGAGUAUUAAAUUCAAAAUUUUGAGCGGAUAAAUGAGUUAUUGCUUAUUUUUAAUCUAGAGAUCAUUAAAAUUGAGAUUUUCAAGCGCAGAAGCAUGUCUAUGACCAAAUUUGACACCAGGACCAUGAAAAUUGCGAUUUUUGAGCCCAGGAGCAUGUUUAUGGUUGAAUUUGACCCCGGAAGCUCGAAAAUUGAGAUUUUCGAGCAACUUUGAGCGCAUAAUAAUACAGCAGCUUGAGAAUCGCAAAAUUCCCCAAUUUUCAGCCAGAAUCGACUCUCCCACCUCUGAAAAUCUCGAAGAAUACAGUCGAAUAAUCUCCAAACUUCCAAUAAUCCACCAAUCGACGCUCAAAAAAUUGAUUGCUCAUCUUAAAAAUGUUCACGAACACAUGGAGGAUAAUAAAGCGAGUGUUGAGAAUUUGGCAAAGGUUUGUGCACGGACAAAAAUUGUCACGUGUCAGAUUUUUUGCAGAUUUUCGGUGCAAGUCUAUUUUCGACCGAUUCGUCGCCUCAAAAUUUCACCGAGAAUUAUAACGAUCAAAUUAAUGUCAUUAGACAUUUUAUCAAUUUUUAUGAUCAGAUUUUCCAGGUAGGAUUUGUUUGGUCUUUUAAAAAAUCUGGAAUUUCUGAUUUUUACAUGUUUUUUCCCCAAAAUUCCUGUUAUUCUGAUGUAAAUUUGCUCAAAAUUCUCGAAAAAGCCUCAUUUUUCUUGCAGAUCAGCUCCCAAGAGGAAAUUUCGCGUCAACUUUUAAAAGAAGCCGAAAAGAAAACGAAAAAUAAUCAAAAAUUCGGAGCCGAAUUAAUGGUUCCAAUUCAUAUGUGGGAAAAGGAUAAUUUGCCAUUUAAUGUGAAAGUUGGAUUGGCUGGAGAAGAGGUGAGGAAAUUUUAGCUUUUGCUCUGAAAAAAUUGGUUUUCUUGAAAUUUUCCAGUCAUACAUGUUUUUCUUCCUGGAUCGACCCCUACAGUUAGCGAGACCUCAAAUAAAAAUUUUCAAAGUUAGUAAGACCGUUAGUGUGGGGGCAAAAGCCUCCCACACUAAAAAAAAAAUUUUUAUUUUUUUUUCGAAAAAAAUUGAAAAAUUUUGCAACACGUUUCCAGUAUGUGAACUCGAACCCUAUGGUAGCUACCAUUGGGUCCCUAACUCAGCGCUCUACCACUGCGCUAUGUGUGCCCACAUAACCCGCAUGCUGUUUUUCUCAUUUGAAUAGGAUGCGUUUGAGAGAUAGAAAAAACACAAACAGUAAAUUACAUUUUUGUAUUUUACAUUCAAUUAUUCAAAAAAUAUAGAAGAAAAUCAUGGAUUGAAUUGUAAAUUGAAAUACGAAUUCUUUAGACCUUAUACAACAAUAUAAAAGCUUAUAUUCAAUGAAUAAAUACGAUAAAAUACUUUUUUCCAUUCGAAAAUGUUGAAAAUUGGUUAUUACCAGAAAACUCAAAACCUAGAAAAGUAUGUCAAAAUUAAUAUUUUCACUUGAAAAUUUGCACAGUGUGUCUAGAGGUCCUAUUGAGGUAUAUUGAACUAUGAAAUUGAUAAAUAAUGCUGCAUGGGGAAAAUAGUUGAGACCACUGGAUUUUAUCCAGGGUUACCCUGGAUUUUAUCCAGAAUUUUAUAUAAGUGCCUGGCGGUCUCAGUAGACCUUUCAGAAAGGGCAUUUAUUCUGGAUAAUAAUUAAGAAUAGACCUUGUGGCAUAACCUAGAACGAUUUUCAGAUGCUAAAAUCAAUUUUGGUUUAACACUUUAUGAUGAUAGAAGUGGUGUAUUGAUGAAAAAAGUAGAUUUUCGAUAGAUUUUGGGCCGGCGGUCUCAGUAGACUUCUUAGAAAGGGGUUUUAUUUUGCAUAAUACCUAAGAGGGGACCUUGUAACAUAACCUAGAAUGAUUUUCAGAUACAAAAACCAAAUUUCGUUCAACACUUUAUGAUGAUAAAAGUGGUGUAUUGAUGAAAAAAGUAGAUUUUCGAUAGUUUUUGGGCCGGCGGUCUUACUAGAUCUUUCAGAAAAAGCAUUUAUUUUGGAUAAUGAGUAAGAGUGGACCUUGUGACAUAAUCUAGAGCAAUUUUGAAAUCGAAAAAUUAUUUCAUGUUCAAAACUUUAUGAUGAUAACUAAUUAAAAAAAUUUUCAAAAAAAUCGAUUUUCAAAAAAAGUUAGUAGGACCUCAAAUUUUUUUCGGAGUUAGUAAGACCGCAACCCUGGAUAAAUCCAGGGGUAAAACAUGUAUGUUUCCAGUUUUUUCUGAUUUUUUAAUGUUGAAAAAUGUGAUUUUCAGAGCAAUUUUUGGUUUCAAAAAAAUCCACGUAGAAUUUUAUUUUCAAUCUAAGAUCCACGUGGAUUCUGUAAAAUCUUGAAAUUUUUUUUCGAAUUUUUAAAAUGAAAAUUAUCAGGAAAAUCCACGAAAAAUUGAAUUUCUCAACAAAAAAAUCAUCCAGAAAUUUUUGCAUUUCAAAAAAAAAAUUUUUUUUAAUUCAUGAAAUUUUUUUCUGAAAAAAAUUAAGUUUGGAAAAUCCAUGUGGCCUAAGCCAAAAUUUCAAAACUUUAUUUCAAAAAAGUAUUUUUUUUUCAAAAUUUUUACAUGAAGCCUGAAUCCACGUGGAUUCGGUGAAAAAUCGGAUUUUUAGUGAAAAUUUUGAAGAAAUUUGAAUUUGCUUUUAAAAAAAGUCUGAACUUUUUGUGGUGGAUUCUAGAAAUCCAGAAAAUCAAUUUUGAAAAAUUGACCUUCAAAUCCUCAUUUUUUCCCGCAGGUCUGCCGCGAAGCAAUAGCGAAAAACAGUUUCGACGCUCCACGCACCGCCUCCUACUCAAUCUUCGAAAUUCUAUGCGAUGGUCAGAUUAGGCGUCGAAUUCCGGCCAGCGAAAAAUUGUCGAAAAUUGUGAUGAGAUGGAUUGGCUGGAAAUGCACCGACUCCUAUUUACUAUUCGAUCAUGAUAAAUAUCGAUUUGAUGGUGAUAAUACGGUAGGUGUUGGUAAUGGAGCGCGUUUGAUGGUUUGGCACGGGAAACCCCUUGUUUUUGAGCUAUAAUUUGUGAAUUUUGACCUGAAAUUGAAUUUUUGAGCAGAAAUUAGACCUGAAAGUCCCAGAAACUUGAAAAUUCAAUUUUUAACUAACAUACAUAAAAUAGGUCCCCCUAGUCAGUUUUUAAAGUUAGGGUCCCUCCUUGAAAAUUUUCUAAAGUUAAACACCUUCCUCACAUUUUUGAGCGAAUUUUGGACAAAUCUGGGAAUUUUGGUAAAUUAUCAGCAGAAAAUUGGCCAAGUUAGGGACCCUUCCCUUCAGAUUUUUGAAAAAAGUUAAACCCCUCACCCCGAUUCUGGGGACCCUUUCUAUGUAUGUUAAGUAAUGUUGAGCUCAGGUUAGCCUAGAAUUAAUUUCAGGUCAUUUUUAAGCUAAAAAUCAUGAAUUUUGAGUCUGAAAACCUCCCCGUGACAUAAAAUAAUUUCAGGUCAUUUUUUAGAGUCCUAAACCUCUUUUCCCCUCCAAACCACCUAAUUUCAGUCUUCUUUCACUGGAAAAGUAAAAAUGGCAGAACCCGGAUCAAAAAGUUUCAAAUCGUAUGAGAUGAAAAUUGAGAAAGGAGCAUCGGUAAGCCAGAAAAAAAACUAACUCGCGAAAAAUCCCCCGUUUUUUGCAGAUUUUGAUCUACCGUAACGAAAAGCUCUACAAAACGUGGCAAUUGGAUGAUGUGAUUUGGUUUGUCGGUGCUGAUUCCACUCGAAAACCACCCAAUCACUUCAACACAACUGCCAUUUUAAAGGGAGACGGUGGGGAGUACUGUAGCCGCCAACCGGGUUACUGUAUUUCGUUUCGAGAGGAAGAAGAGAGGACCAGGUGGUUGAAUGCGGUGAAUUAUGCUCAAACUGGUGGACAACCCGAGAACUUGGUUUUUAUUUAA